UGUAUUUCUACCAAACAAGACCGUACGAAUUCAUUGGGACACGUUAUCGCACAUGGGAACAAAUUCCACCCGUCCUGAUCCGAAGUCCGAACACUAAUCUUGUAUCUUCCCGGAAAUCUCAUUCAAUUUCCUCAUGGACUCAGCUAAAACUUGAUCAGAAAACCGACCUAUUGCCGUGUCAAUCUAAUAUUGGUAUUGAUUUUUCAUCAAUAUACAACCAACAUAUACCAGGGAUAAACUUCAAUUCUGUCCAGUUCGCAGAACUAUAUACAUACGAUCUUUCAAUUUUCGGACAAUGAAGAAAUCGAGCAAUUUUUUGAGAAGUUCCAAAGAUGCGCUCACGAAAAGCUUCAAUCCCGCUAAAUGUAAGACAUCUUUGAAGCUAGCGUCUUCGAGAUUGAAGAUAUUGAGGAACAAGAAAGAAGUGCAAGUCAAGCAGAUGAAGAGGGAACUCGCACAGCUGCUUGAAUCAAGGCAGAAUCAAACGGCUCUAAUUCGCGUUGAGCAUGUGGUUACGGAAGAAAAGAACAUUGCUGCAUAUGAUCUGAUAGAGAUAUACUGUGAGCUUAUCGUGGCACGCCUGCAAAUCAUUGAAUCACAAAAAAACUGCCCCAUGGAUUUGAAGGAAGCCAUUACAAGCGUAGUUUUCGCAUCACCAAGAUGUGGAGAUGUGCAAGAACUUAUAGAUAUUCGGAAGCAUUUUACUGCAAAAUAUGGGAAAGAAUUCAUCAAUGCAGCAAUUGAGUUGCGUCCUAAUUCUGGCGUCAGCCGCCUUCUAGUGGAGAAGCUAUCAGCAAAGGUGCCCGAUGGACAAACCAAGCUAAAAAUAUUGGCAGCUAUUGCAGAGGAGCAAGGUGUUAAAUUCGAUCCUGAAUCAUUUGGAGAGUCAGACUUACCUCCCAAUGACUUGCUGAAUGGACCAAGCAGUUUUGAGAAAGCCAGUAAGAUGUAUGAAGAGCACCCUCAUUUUUCUGGGGACGCCAGUACUAACCCUAUCCAUAAUCAGGGAUAUUAUACGUCUCCAAAUGUCUCCGAAAUGAAUUCAGGAACUUCAAUGGGAAUUUAUAAUUCUGCUUCUCCACAAGGUGGUAGUAGUAGUGGCAAAGUGUAUUCUUCUUCCUCUCACCUCAGAGAGACACAUUCAGGUCAUAGGUCAGAAGCCAGGAACUCCCUUUCUGAGAAUGAAACAUUUAAUUUGGAUAGGCAGAAUUGGAACAUGGACUUUAAGGAUGCUGCCUCUGCUGCACAGGCUGCUGCUGAAUCUGCAGAACGUGCAAGUCAGGCUGCUAGAGCAGCUGCUAGACUUUCAAGAGAUAAAGAAAUGGGAAAUAGAUAUGCUUCAAAUAAUAUUAGCGAACACACUUCUAAACAAUCACGAGACAUAUUGUUGCCUAGUCAAAGUUCUAUGCUACAAGAUCAGGAUAGUGAAAAGAUACGAAAUGCAUUUGUUUCUUCAAGGUCAAGAGUUGUAAUAACUGAUGACAACACAGUGCAUAGUCUUCAUGAAAAAGAUAUAUGGGGGGAGAAAAGAGUCAAGGAAGUGGCCAGCCAAUCUCGUGAUUCAGAACCUGAAGAUGAGAACUUCAACUGCUUCGCAGAUGAAAAAACUACAGAAGAGCGCCAAAAUGUUCCUUACUCUUUGCAUCCAACCACUUUUACCCACAUUGAUCACAUUCAAAACUCGGGUGACCAAAACUUUAUAUAUGAAGCCAGUGAGAAUCUUUUUAUUAGUGAUGAAGAAGGGAAUCCUCGGGAAGUAAAUGUGCAGAUGCAGUCUCAUGGUGCAUCCUCUGCAAUUUCUGAUGAACCAAAUUCAGACCAUUAUGAUAAUAGUGAAGAUACUAUUUUUGGUACAGGUCCUGUGUAUGAUGAUGAUGAUGACCACCAGUCCACCUUUGACCGUUCAUCACCACCUGAAGUAAAAUUACCAACAUAUUCCUCUGCCAUUUCUGAUUCUUGGGGUCCUAGUAUGAACAUGAAUGACUCUCCUGAGAAAAAGACUCCAACACAACAAUUUUUCAUGGAAAUACAUUCACCUUCCAAGUCCCCUCGAAAUUUAAGAACCACAGAGAACUCAGAGGCAGACAUUUUUUUCCCAACAACGUUUGAUGAUUCAGAUGGUGAGAGUUCUGAAAGAGAUGAUAUAGAAAGAUCUUCCACGGGAGAAAUUCUUCGAAUGGAUAGGACACAACUGUCGCAUUAUACUUCGUCUAAUGAAUCAAUGAUCAGUGGUACUAAAGAUGAUGGGAACAUAACUCGAUCUGGUACCGUUUAUGGUCAGGAAUUGAACUAUGGAAAGUUAACAGGUGGCUUUAGGCAUAAGCAUAUGAUCCCUCCUCCAUUCAUGAGAGCUGGUCAGAACAGUGUCCCUUCGAUCCACAAAUCCAAAGAGGUCCCUCUUUGGGAGCCAGAAUCUAUUCCUUCUCAUAAAAUUGAGAACUCUUCUAGCUUGGAGAAAAGUAAGCUUAAUUCCUCCCAUUCGGAUAAGGACUCUGACAGUUCUGAUGAAGAAUUUUCUCAGGAGAUCUUAAGCUACAAAGAUGAGUCAGAUACACACAAUAAGUCUAGCUUAAGAGGCUCAAAGGCUGCUCUUUUUUAUUCAGACAGUAGCGAUUCUGAAGUGCCCUCUCCUCGAAAAUCAUCGCUCACCGGUAGAAACCAACUGGGAAUUCAAUUUUCUCGAAGGACGAAGCUCUCAUCUGUUAGUUCAGAAACGAAAAAUCCGUCUAGCUCUCAAGUUAAGCCAGAAAGACCCACUGAUUAUAAGUCGGGUUUUGUAGGUGAACCCGCUAUUCAUUCCGGCCAUGAAACUGGGGAGGCAUCAGGUUCAAGUGAUAAUUCAUUAGCUGGGAAGAACUCAAAGUAUGUUAGUCAUGUUCAUCCAAAGCUUCCCGACUAUGACUCUCUCGCCGCCCGGCUACAUACUCUUAGGAUGAACCAACUGUGAGGGGAAUGUCCUUUUCUGAUAUUUAACUUCCCUUAUCAUUUGCCAGGCUUUCUAUGAAUAUAUGUGCAGAUCAGAUAUUCAGAUAUACAGGAUUGUUCUCUGAGUCGUCCUGUGUAUCAUUGAGGUGUAUAUACCUACAGCCAAAGCUCAAACCUGGUUUUAUAUAAGCGGGGCGAGCUGAGUCUACACUUCGAAGUAAUACGUAGUAUUGUUUUUGGCGUAAAUAUAUUUUUCGUCUGUAAUCAUUUUUCUGUUUUUGUUUUAGCUCAUUGUAAACUUAUUUUAUGUUUUUUUAAUCAUUUUUAGUAACCCCUUCGACUCUGUCAAGCUUCAUUUACUUAUAAAGAACGUGGGCUGCAGAACUUUUGUUUUACUUUUCUACCUCCUUUCGUUUCUCUAGAAAGUGACAUUUACUAAUUUCAUGAAAGUUCCUUCCCGAUACU
Cuscuta epithymum is the source of this 3390-nucleotide messenger RNA. Lineage: Eukaryota; Viridiplantae; Streptophyta; Magnoliopsida; Solanales; Convolvulaceae. The record is from the annotation of a GenBank genome assembly.